Messenger RNA from Protopterus annectens (West African lungfish), 2315 nucleotides. Its product is annotated as calcium-binding protein 4-like. The transcript has 6 exons. The record is from RefSeq and is a predicted model, not a curated record. Bases 203 to 1207 code for a protein of 334 amino acids. NCBI's taxonomy places the organism in Eukaryota, Metazoa, Chordata, Ceratodontiformes, Protopteridae. Gene Ontology annotation, molecular function: calcium ion binding.
GAGACCUUUUUUUGUCAGUGAGAGAGUGUGUAUGUAACAGAAAUCACUGAUGAUGUAAAAGAGAAAGAGAGAGAGAGAGACAUAAGAAGCAGUGAGAGAAAAGGGGUGGGUGUUAGUGAGAGAGAGACAAGUGCAAGGAAGCGUGGAAUGGAACGCAUCACAUUUCUUCAAUGAUCCCAGAGCUGUCUGACUCAGCAGAGGCAUGUUCUUCUUCCUCCGAGAUAACAACAGGAUGAGCACAGAGCCUGUUGACAAUUACCGCCGAACCACCAAGAAGUCCCUGAAAAGGAGGCAUGACAAGAAACAAGGCAGUGUCACAAAGGGGGAGCAAGGAGGAAGCCUGAAAAGGCGAUCUCACGGGCAUACCAAUCCACCAUUGACACCCAUGUCUUCACAGGCCAGAGGGAGAGGUGAAGGAGCUCCAGGAGGUGGAGAGGAGAACCCAGCUAGGCAGCAGACAAAAAGCAAGGAGGGAUUAUGGCAGGAUAUUAGGGUGGGGCCCCUAAGAAGGUCUUCUGAAUCAAGCAGAAGAAGUUUGCUAAAUCAAAUGUCAGCCUCCUACAAGCCUUCAACAUCCCUAGAGGAUGAGGAGGAUGAGGAAGAAGAAGAUGAAGAAGAUUGUGAAGAAGAUGAAGAAGAACAGCAAGAUGAAGAUGAGGAAGAGGAGGAGGAGGAGGAAGAGGAAGAUGAGGAAGAUGAGCAGCUAAUCUUUAACCGUAAAGAGCUGUUCCCCAUCCUGAAUGCUGUUUUUGGCCAGGACAGAGACCUGCGACCAGAAGAAAUUGAAGAGCUGAAGGAGGCAUUCCAGGAAUUUGACAAGGACAAAGAUGGCUUCAUUAGCUACAAAGACCUCGGGGAGUGUAUGCGAACCAUGGGAUACAUGCCGACAGAAAUGGAGUUGAUCGAACUGUCACAGCAAAUUAGUGGCGGACGAGUAGACUUUGAUGAUUUUGUUGAGCUGAUGGGACCAAAAAUGCUGGCAGAAACAGCAGACAUGAUUGGAGUAAAAGAGCUACGGGAUGCUUUUCGAGAGUUUGACAGCAACGGAGAUGGCAAAAUCAGCACUUCAGAACUACGCGAAGCCAUGAAGAAACUGCUUGGUCAGCAGCUCAAUUCCAGGGAAGUGGAUGAAAUUCUUAAAGAUGUUGACCUGAACGGGGAUGGUCUAGUAGAUUUUGAGGAAUUUGUUCGAAUGAUGUCUCGUUGAUUCCAGUGACAGUAACAACAACAGUAAUAUUUGAUCUGAAGAGAUGCAAUUUAAGGAAAUCUGCCUGUUUGAGUGCCUUAUUUCUAUUUCAAAAUUAUGGGAAUGGAAAUGCGUACCCAACUAACUAAUUUGUAUCGGUGAACACUCAGGAUGUACUUACGUGUUUUUUCUGAUGGUGAUGUAGCGUCAGUAAGAGUGCUAGACAACUGUAAAAAACAGAACAGAUCUUCAAAGUCACCAGUGGACAAAACAGGCCCAGUGUCCCAGCUAACAUAGUCAAUUUCUGUUUCUAAACCAGUUCUGUAAAUUGUCAUCUGUGUCUUGUGCCUGCAUGUAAAUGUGUGUUUUCUGCUUUAGAAGAUUUAAUUUAUUUUAUUUAAAAAGAAGCAAAUAACACUAGUCUACCACUCUAUUUUUGACGUUGAAGAAAGGCCCAAAGUAUUUCAGCUGUGGAAUUAAGUUUUAUGAUCAGGGUAAUGGGAUGAGUUAUCAGUAUAACAGAAUUUGCUACUAAGGUUUCCAACAUCCACUUCUAUUAUGAAAUAACAAUGACCCACACAGAUUUGGGAAAAGGUGAACGCUGGCAUGUUCCUGAGGGUGCUGGAAUUAAACGCUGAAUGUUUUUUAGGUGUACAGUAUUUUGGAGUAUACGUAUUAAUAAGACAUUUUAUUACUUCAGCAUAUAAGCCUCACUGUAAUACAUAAACUACUUUACAGAGGAGUACAGAAUCACCCCAAAUUAACAUUGCAUUUCAUUGUUACUGUUAUUCAUUAAACAAAUGAUUAAUGUGCCUAAUUGCACAUCACAGAUCAAAAGAUAAUUAGGCUUGAUGGUUCAGUAUACCUAUCUGUUCAUCCUGUUUUUACAUUCAAGUAAUAAGCAACUUAACUUUAACACCACACGUAGAUGGAGUGCCACUUCCACCACAUACAGUAAUGUUUUUUUUUGUUUGUUUUUUUUUUGAUAUCACAUUAAGACAAAUUAAGUUUUCAUGACUUUAUAAAUGAAAAUAAAAACAAUUAGGUUUUAUAAACUAAAACAGCAUUCCACUUCUUCCAGAAAAGAUCAUAUUUUUAGCAGUUGUAUGCUUACUUGGGAAUUAUUGUG